This is a messenger RNA of Cryptosporidium ubiquitum, 534 nucleotides long. RefSeq lists its product as uncharacterized. Bases 1 to 534 code for a protein of 177 amino acids. The transcript has 2 exons. Lineage: Eukaryota; Apicomplexa; Conoidasida; Eucoccidiorida; Cryptosporidiidae. The record is from RefSeq and is a predicted model, not a curated record.
AUGUUUUUUUCUAAUAGAGCACCUAUUCCAUCUCCAAGUAGUAAUGAUAAAAUUACAAAACUCCAAACUACUUUAAAUAAUAUUUUGCACUGUUUGACUGACGCGUUGUAUUUAUUACCAGAUCUUGCGCCUAAGGUAACUUCUAGUUUGCAGUUAGAGGAAGGCGAAGAGUUGAAUGCUGCAAAACAUGAUAUACUUUACAGAGCGAAUUAUAUUUCGACAGGAUUCGAGUGCACAAAUAAUUUAAUUUCUGAAAUGCGUCAUUUAAAACCACUAAACGGAGAAAAAGCAGAAAUAUUCUUAGAAAAAAUUGAAGAGUUAAAGGCUAAAAACGAAAAUUGUAUUAGAGAAUUAAACAAUGUAUCAGAAGAAUGCAUAAUAGUGUUAGAUAAAUUAAAUAUCAGCAUUAGUAAAUACGUUGAGGACUCAAUAAACAAGAGCAUAAUGUUGAGUGAUACAGAAAAUAAAAUGAAUAUGACAUUAGGAGAAAUCUACGAGAUCAAUAAUGAUGCGCGCUUAAAUAGUGAAGUUUGA